This is a messenger RNA of Daphnia magna, 444 nucleotides long. RefSeq lists its product as uncharacterized. The coding region runs from base 26 to 352 and encodes 108 amino acids. The record is from RefSeq and is a predicted model, not a curated record. Lineage: Eukaryota; Metazoa; Arthropoda; Branchiopoda; Diplostraca; Daphniidae. The transcript has 3 exons.
GUACAAGCGUUCUUUCUUUGUCCGCAUGGUCAGUGAUCCCAAAAUGUAUAACCCCAAAAUCGUAGCGAACUCGUCCUACUACUCUGAGUCUAAUCCAUUAACGGUUGCGACAACCCAAGAUAAAAAAGAUACACCGUCUUCUUGGAUCAGCUGGCCACUGGGUCUUCUUCUGCAAGGGGUAUUUGAUGACCAUUCGACCGCUAGACUUCGUUUCCGCAAUUGGGAUACUAAAGUAACUCUGAAACCAACUGGAUCGAAUCAUUACAACAGCAGUCGACAAAGGUCAAAGUCUCCGUACCGGGAUAUUGAUUCGACUGGUUCCAGCCGCUCUGAAUCCCCCGAAAAAUACUAGCAAUUCAAUAGAAAAAGUUACUAUUGCUGUUAAAUCGUCGUAAUUUCCGUGUUUUAUUCGAAAAUGACAAAUACAGGAAAUCAUAGAAAGUA